Molecule: messenger RNA, 4786 nt
Organism: Ctenopharyngodon idella (grass carp)
Lineage: Eukaryota; Metazoa; Chordata; Actinopteri; Cypriniformes; Xenocyprididae
Gene: syt11b
Product: synaptotagmin XIb
Exons: 4
Coding region: 388-1734 (448 amino acids)
Biological process (GO): calcium-ion regulated exocytosis; regulation of dopamine secretion; vesicle fusion
Cellular component (GO): membrane; synapse; axon
Molecular function (GO): SNARE binding; calcium ion binding; calcium-dependent phospholipid binding
Source: RefSeq, a predicted model, not a curated record
GAGGUGCUUUUAAACAAUUUAACUUGGCAAACUAUUAAAUGGCAGUGACAAUGAUGAACACUCUGAUGUGACAUUACAUUUAUACAGAACAGAAGCGUCAAGACACCUAGAUAGAAUGAUAUGACAGAAUUUUAUGAUAUUUCAUAGCUAUGUUGCAGAGUGAGACCGGAUGCAGUAGUUUGUUAGAGUGGUUUGUCACUGUGUGGGAUGAUUGUGUUCCUCCGCAUCAUGCGGGUGGAGUGAGUGGGCAUCAAGUAGAUAUUAGAGUAAGUCUUCUGUGGAUUUGUCAGUGUCUGCAUGUUCAGAGCUGUUGUGCUUUAACCAUCUAGAACGAGAAAGACUGUUUUUUAUAUUUUUUACGAUUUGAGCCUGUGAACAUCUUCAGAUAUGUCCCCAGUGCUGGCGGGGUUUAUCGGUGCUGGUGUGUUGGUUGUUGCAGUCUUUGCGUUAAUCUUUUUGUGGACUUGCUGUCAGAAACAUUACAACAGGACGAACUACAAGCUCCAUGGCAUCCAAUCGGAACACAGUGACCCUCUCACAGACCCACCGUACAAGUUUAUUCACAUGCUGAAAGGAAUGAGCAUCUACCCUGACACACUGACCAACAGCAAGAGGAUCAUUAGGGUGGCACGUCAGGCAAGGUCCAAGACCACUGAUGGGGCUCAAGACAGCAAGGGCCGCCCAGUGGUGCUGGUAGAUAUGGAUUCGGCAGCAGAAAGCGGCCUGCUGGGAGAGAAACAAAUGCAGAUGAGGCUCGAGGAAAGUGGCCACGAGGUUCCCAGGCUGGAGAGGGAGCUUCCCGUGCGAGCGGAUUACUGCUGUCUGGACAGCAGCUCUGCAAGCAGCAGCCAGACCUCCAGUACUACAGUUUCCAGCACGGCUACACCCUUCACCCCUGCCGAUGAGCCCAGCCGGGGGGACCUCAGCAUUGCAAUCGAUUAUAACUUCCCCAAGAAGGCCUUGGUGGUCACCAUCCUAGAAGCUCGGGGGUUACCGGCAGUGGAAGGCCAGACGGGCAGCGCAGACCCGUAUGUGAAGAUGACCAUUCUCCCAGAGAAGAAACAUCGCGUUAAGACUCGUGUUCUGAGGAAGACUCUGGAGCCUGCGUUUGAUGAGACCUUCACAUUUUAUGGUGUGCCAUACAGCUCCCUGUCGGAUCUCACUUUGCACUUCCUGGUGCUGAGCUUUGACCGGUUCUCACGAGAUGAUGUGAUUGGGGAGGCGAUGGUUCCGCUGGCAGGUGUGGACCCGAGUACAGGCCGGGUCCAUAUUACGCAACAGAUCACAAAGAGAAGUAUGCAGUGUGUAAGCCGUGGAGAGCUGCUGGUCUCUCUGUCUUAUCAGCCUGUUUCUCACAGACUCAGCGUGGUGGUGUUAAAAGCAAAACACCUUCCAAAACUGGACAUCACUGGGCUGUCUGGAAAUCCGUAUGUGAAGUUAAACGUGUUCUAUGGCCACAAGCGCAUUGCCAAAAAGAAAACGCAUGUGAAGAAGUGCACGCUCAACCCUGUCUUUAACGAAUCCUUCAUCUAUGACGUACCGGCUGAGUUGCUGCCAGACAUCUCUAUUGAGUUCCUGGUCAUGGACUUUGACCGCACUACUAAAAACCAGGCCUUGGGACGGCUGGUGCUUGGUGCAAACAGCCCCUGCCCCUCGGGUGCCGCCCACUGGCAGGAGGUCUGCCAAAACCCACGGCGCCAAAUCUCAAAGUGGCACACACUCAACGAAUAUUAGAGCUUCACCACGCUCUCUCUCUGUGCACACACUCAAACACAGGCACGCAGGAAACGAUUAAUAAUGAGAGAGUUUUGGGAAAAAGAUGCCUUUGUUACCAUCACUACAUGGGAGGUAACCGAUCUUCAGGAGGACUUUAAAAAAAAGACUUAAGCCAACAUUUACGUCAUUGCUGAUGCGAUGAUGGGCCUCGGAAAUGAAUCUUUUUAAAAACACAAGUACACUCUUACUUUCUCACUCAGUUGCUCACAUACACACACACACACACCGCAAGAACACAAACAUACACAAUAAAUAAUAAACGAGACCAAAAUAUAACAUUGACAGACUGUUAGGAGCUCAUGAGGUGUAUGAUUCUGUAACUGUCCUAAUGAAACUUAUCGCAUGUCUUAACACUCCAUAUUUCACUCCAGAAUGGGACAUUGUGAGGAUUUGUGAUUAAACAGGCUCUGAUUUCUGGAACUUGCAUCAAGGGGAGCUUGUGAUAAGCGGCUUCUGAUGUACUGAUUCUCCACUGUAUGAGCAAUGCACCGAAGUGACGCAUAGGUUGUAUGAUCUACGCUAAAGUAUGAUUUGUUCUGUUCUGCUUUGGCUGGAGAUGUUUCAGAGAUUCCUGCUGUGUCACAUUCUCCACAGCUACAAGUUGAGUCAUGUGAUUGUACAACAAUAACCCUUUUGGCAGCACUCUGGGCCUGAUUUAUUGCUUGUGCAACAAUUUCAUCAGGCACUUUGGAUAAAUCUGGCCCUGAAAACCUUAAUCUGCACUGCUAUGCUACAAACAAACUCUGAAUGUCACCGUCUGUAUGAAUUUCAUACAUCAGAGCUUCACUUCACCAUAAAACAGAGGUUCACUGUUUCGUAGACUUUACUAGCCCAUGUCAUCAGAUGCUCUUUUUAAGGUGGAUUGGAUCCGCUGUCAUUUUAAAUCCUGUGUGAUAUAGAGAUAGACAAAGAGGUGUUCGUAGUUCAGAGCUGGAAAGCUCUGGCAUAUUAAGGGGGCAUUCUGAGCCCUUUGGUGUGAUGUUUGGGAAAUGGAAAGAUAUGUAGCGGUAUAUCAUUUGUAGUUCAUAAAGUCAAGGGGGAAUGUGUUCAUGUAAUUCUAUCAGUCACAACAAGUCUUCUAGCAUACCUCGUUCACCUCAGUUACACUUUUUCUGUCUUGUACCACUUUUCCACAUCUCUUUUAUGAUGAGAAUUUGUAUAGUCAUUUAUUUGAUUUAUAGUGUGCUUACCCUCAAGAUCUAAAUGGUUUGCCAGUGUGCCUGCUGAUAGCCUGGGCCUUUAUCUCUGAUUGGUGCUCUUCACUGUUAAUUUAGCAAGCCAGAGGUCUAAAUCCGUCUGUGUUUCAUAUCGAGGCAGAAUUAAGGUUGGGAACCGAGAAUCAGAAAUGAUUCCGUUACGAAGAAAUACUGGAACCAAAUGGCGUUCAGCUCCAUUAACGAUUCUCGCACUUGCAUUUUUUUCGCUGAUGCGGACGAAACAUAUUAAUAAACUGUUUCCUGUUUUCUCAGUUUCCUGUACAAUUUAUUCAGCAGUGCCACAAAAACGCUAUUAAAUCUACAGCGUGCCCAGUGUAGUCCGAUUACAGAACAAAUUACUCAUGAUCCAUUUCUUUUUAGUGAAUUGAAACUAUACAGCGCAACCAGUGUAGUAUGAUUCCUGAACAAAUUACUGUAAUGAGCCGGUUCUUUUUAAUGAAUCAAAAAUUUACAAUGCAGUUUAGUACAAUUCUCUAAAAACAAAAGGACUCUAUGAGACAGUUCUUUUUAGUAAAUCAAACGCUUUCAGCGCAACAGUUUAGUAGGAUUCCAGAACAAAUGACUCUUAUGAGUCAGUUCUAUUUAAUGUAUCAAACCCACAACACAACUACUGUAUACUAAUCAGGUGCGUUUCCCAAAAGCAACUAUGGUCGCAAGUUCUGUCAUUACCAAUAGAGUUCAAUGCAAUUUUCAACCAUAGUUAGCUAAACUUAUGCUUUUGGGGAACACACCCCAGAGUAGUAACUGACCAGGUUGUUCAUAUGACAAUGUGCAGUUAAAAAUACAUAUUAUGUGUUUUGUCAUUAGUAUUUUAUAAAUAUUCAUAAAUAAAAAGUUGUCACAUUUAUGUUUGAGUAUAUAUAUUUAAGAACAAGUAUUGGAUUGUAUUUAUGCUGCCUCUAAAAAGACUAUGACAAGAAUUGUUUUAAAUGUAUUUAUUUCUGAAAUUAUUUUAUCAUUUGACAAUGCAAUUGUAUUUUUUCCCAAAAUAUUUAUUCCUUAAAAAUACUAAAGAUUAAAUUAAGAUUUGAUUAAGACCAUUAAGGAAUCAGAACCAGAAACAGACCCUUUAAAUUCUUCUCGAUUCCCAUCCGAGGUAGAAAAUUUGCCCAGGAUUCAAGAGAUCCAGCAGAGCAGGGACCAUCACUGAUCUGGGAAGCUCUAAACACAUGGUGUCAUUUCUCAAAAAUGCAUUGCAAAAAUUCCCGCUUAAUUCCCCACAAAUUAGCCACUAGCAGUCAGCUGGUCGUAUGGCACAUGGUUUCUCUAUCAUAGAGGUGUUAGAUUCUAAACUGUAAUUCUAGAUGGGGAAAAAAAAUGCUUCUUUCCAUUCAAGCUUAUUACAUGCUAAAUUCACAAUCCCUGUAUAAAAGUGCACCCUAUCCACCCAGUAAUGUCUUUUGUGUAGAAGACACUUCUUUGUGUCGGAUCACUGGUAUGACUAAAUGGAAAGAUAUUAAAACAUUCAACCAAUGUGAGAAACAACACACACAGGAGAAAAAACAAACACAAUAGAUUUAAAUUUAAAAAAAAAAAAAAAGAAAAAAAGAAAAAAAAAGAAAGACAAAGUCAUUUGUGACCUAUACACAAUCGCUUUGGUGUUCAAAAAUAAAUUGGCAGGAAACUGAAAAAUGUUGUAUUAGUGCAAACUAAAAAAAAAAUAUCUUGUGAAUAUUUGACAUAUAAUGUACUGCAAAAUGUUGUGAGAUCUCUGCUGAUGUUACACACCCACCUGUAUGUUAGUGUUCUUAACACCCAAUGAAUGUGCAAAAUAAAUGUGGUACACAAGUGAA